AUUACUGCCAUCAUCUUUCACGUUCUUUUUGUUCUGUUCGCUCCGUCUCAUUUCUUUACCUUUUCUUUUCCGUGUUUGGCUACCGGGAAAUAGUUUUUGCCAUUUCUCUUAUUUUCCAGUUUUUCUCUCGGUUGAUGGUUUGUUGAAUCUAUAUUUCUUUAACAUACACUACAUAUAUAUUGCAUUUAAACACCGACUACUUGUUGAGAAUUUUCACAGAGGUUUUAGAGAGGGAGAGAAUGGAAGGGAGGAAGCAAGUGUCGUCAUCGUCUUAUUCUUCUUCUUCCUCCUUGACCUCUGAGCUUUUCGGGUCCAAAGAAUCGUCGUUGUCAUCCACGGGGAUUUUUGGAUCCAUAUUUGAGCCUUCGUCCAAGGUCCUAGGCAGGGAAUCUCUGCACUCUGAGGUGACUGAGAGAAAGCAUGAUUCAAAGAAUGAGUCAUGGCAGGCAAAGCCUGGAGCAGAUGAUACCUCGAAAAGCAGUGACAGCGAAAGUCAGUGCAUGCCAAAUAGAGACAUGAGUUCCAUUUAUCAGGAGCAAAGAGUACAGCCAUGUCAUCUCAGCUCAUCAAUCUAUUAUGGUGGCCAAGACAUCUAUUCUCAUCCCCAGAGUACCCAGAGCUCUUUGUAUAAGAAAGAUGGGGGAGAAGAUGAUUCAGAGACUGCUUCAAGAGGAAACUGGUGGCAAGGGUCUCUCUAUUAUUAAGAGCCCACUUGCCUAUGCAUAUAUUUACUAAGGUAUUAGGUACAUGGGGUAGCCAGCUUAAACCUACCUUUUCUUAUGCGGAAGAUAGACGAUAUUAUUCAGAUCGUUGCCACCGCUGGUUAUUGCUUCUUCCAGCUAAACAACAGAAUCGUUUGAUGAACCUACAGGUGGAUGCAACUUAUAUUUUAUUUAUUGGACAAAAGAAAAAAAAAAUCUGUAAUUGGUCUUUCUAAUAUAAAGGAUAUUUGCUUUUGGAAGACUUCAUUUUCUAUCAGGUACUUUAAUAUGGUUGAAACUUUGAAGAUGUAGUGUCAGUUAUCCUUAAUAUAUGGCUGAACUUCUUUCUU
Molecule: messenger RNA, 1051 nt
Organism: Juglans regia (Persian walnut)
Lineage: Eukaryota; Viridiplantae; Streptophyta; Magnoliopsida; Fagales; Juglandaceae
Exons: 6
Coding region: 240-704 (154 amino acids)
Source: RefSeq, a predicted model, not a curated record